Molecule: messenger RNA, 2970 nt
Organism: Oncorhynchus nerka (sockeye salmon)
Lineage: Eukaryota; Metazoa; Chordata; Actinopteri; Salmoniformes; Salmonidae
Product: zinc finger protein 154-like
Exons: 8
Coding region: 283-2268 (661 amino acids)
Biological process (GO): regulation of DNA-templated transcription
Molecular function (GO): RNA polymerase II cis-regulatory region sequence-specific DNA binding; DNA-binding transcription factor activity, RNA polymerase II-specific
Source: RefSeq, a predicted model, not a curated record
AUGCGGAAGAAAUUGAGCGUGUUGAAGAAAGCUGCAGAGACUCGUUUCAAAACAUUUCUGGUUGCAUAAAAAAUGUACCUGCUAGUUAAAAUGGUUAUGACAAGCCGAGCCUAGUAGUUCAGAAAAUAGUCAAACCAUGACUUAGGGAGGCACAUUGUUUACUAGCCAGGCCAGCUGUCGAUGAUGUUUUGCUGGCAAUGAAUAAUUAGCUAGCUAACGUUUAAAAUCACCCUUUGCCGCACCUGCUAGCUAAUUGGAAAGUUUCCCCAAGUGAAUGGGGAAAUGGACCCUACAACAGUUUCAGGUCCCCAUCUCCCUCUAUCCUCCCUGCGUCUCCUGGUGCCACCACUACGUCUGAUGUCUGCAUCCAUGUGGCAAGUGGCACAGCAGCGUAACGUGAUGCAGUAUGGGAAGCUGGAGGAGUUUGUGACUCUGGUGACAGAGAUGGUUCCGGAGCUCCUGACGCUCAAGCAGAGGGUCCAACUCAUCCUGGGACUGAGAGCGAGGCUGGUUCUUGAAUUGUGUCGUGGUGUGGAGUCUAACCCAGCUGGCUACAAAACUAUCCAGCCCCACCUGGACAGAAUCCAUUCAUGCACAACACAUAAAGGGAGCGAAGACAAGGAAGUGGAGGCCUCAAAGGAUAACUUUGUGGAGCUGGUCCAAACUCUGCUAGAAGACUCAAUGAAGAGGGAACAUUUUUUUCAGGAGGUGUUCCCUGUACAGUACAGCACUAGGUAUGACACAGCGCUACAGAUACUGGUGUGGCAGUUCUUUGACAGACUGGAGGAGAUGCUGCCAGUGCCCAGCUUUACACAGACAGCAUCCAUUCUCAACCUGACCCCUACUGACCUGGAAGAGUGUCAGCAGUCUUUCUCUGAUCCUGAGCAUCUGAAAACACUGCUGCAGCAUCAUAGAAAUCUGGGGAACCUAAAAAAAGAUUUUUUGUUCUAUGACUCUGAUAACAUCCUGUCCACGUUGUCCUUCCUCGCUCCCUCACUGAAGUCUAACCAUACCAAAAGAGGCAUAGAAGAAGGCACGGUGAAGAACGAGAGCGAUGUGAGGAGAAAGGGAGAGAAGGAAGAGGCUGAAGGACCGAAAGAACAGGAGAGUGGCGAGGAGGGACAGCAAGAUGUCAGUGGGGAGGACCAAGAUGCCAGUGAGGGAAGUGAUGAGGGCGCUGAAAGACUGGAAGAGGCUGGGGAAUCCUCUGGGAAUUCUGGGCAGCAGAAACAGCCAUCAUUAGUGGCCAUCAAUGGACAAGCUAAAGCCAAGCCCCCCCAGUCCCAGGGCUUUUCCUGCUCACAGUGCCAGUUCUCCAACAGGAGAUGGCUCACCCUUCAGAAGCACAUCAAGAAGAACCAUCCAAAGGAGGACAGUGGGAUCGUGGACUCUGGAGAAGCUGGAGCUGAGAACAACGUCCUGCCUGUCAGUGAGACAGAAAGCUCCUCGGCCAAGAAGACCAGGAAGAACAGGUACAUCUGCUCCCAGUGUGGGAAGGGUCACAAAUGUUCAUAUGAACUGAGACGACACGAAACCGUUCACUCUGAGGUGAAGCCCUUCCAUUGUGACCAGUGUGAGAAGAGAUACAAAACAAAGGUGGCUCUAAAACAACACCAUCGAGUUCACACUGGAGAAAGGCCAUAUGUUUGCUCACAUUGUGGCAGAGGCUUUAGGUCUGCAGGAACUUUACAAUCACAUGUACGCACCCACACCGGGGAGCGACCUUUUGUCUGUUCUAUAUGUGGGAAGGGAUUUAUUCAACAUCAAAUACUGAUAGGUCACCUCCGGUGGCAUAGAGGUGAGAAGCCGUUCUUAUGUACCGUUUGUGGAAAGAGUUUUAGUACUUCAGGUGCCUUGUUGGUACACUCACGAACACACACGGAUGAACGCCCCAAAAGCUGUGAGCAUUGUGGGAAGAGGUUUAGAAGAUGUUACGAUCUCACAAUACAUCGGCGGAUCCACACGGGUGAGCGGCCGUUCUCCUGCACACAGUGCGACAAAUGCUUCACGUCCCACAGCGACCUUAGCAGACACAUGCGAAUUCAUACAGGAGAGAAACCUUACCAGUGUAAAAUGUGCGAUAGGAGAUUCACUGAAAGCGGCAACCUGAAAGUACAUCAGCGGGUUCAUCGGGGAACAGCCACAAAUGUACGGGUUUCAGUGUGUAAUAUCAGUACGGCCCACCACAAGUCACCAAAUGUGGCAAGAAAGAAGGAAAGAAAGAAAGACAAUGUGCCACCACUCCUUGUUGGACAGGAGUUGCCGUAGCCACAGUGUAUCAUGUUCUAAGAGCACACAUUUUGGAACAACGUUAUGAUUCCCGGGCCAUAAAAAUUAUAUUUUUUAUUUCAUUUAAAGUUUACUUGCAUUGUAAUAACUUUCUCAUAGUAGCAAGAUAAUUGGCUAUUUUGUGAUAGCGAGGCAUUUAAUGACAGCGUAAUAUGAUUUCUCGUAAUAUUAAUGUCAUUGGUUACUUUAUUUCUCAAGGUGGUAGCUUUUCAACACCAUAUAUUAGGUAAUCACACAUACGUAUUCACUGUAUCCUGCCCACUCAGUCACUGAAAUGAAAGCUUGUCAGUCAGGUAGGGUCAAACAUUUCAUAACGGAUUGAUACAGGAGUACUGUUAUUGCAGAAUUACACAGCAAGGUAAUAUUACAUUUUUGGUGUGGCCCUCUGGACCUCAUCGAAGACUGAAUGUGGCCCCUGAAGAAAAUGAGUUUGAGACUCCUGGUCUUGAGGGACAUUGAGCUCUGUACAGGACUAUGUUGGUGAAGAUAGUGAUGCUCGUUAGAUCUAUAGUUUGACUAGGGUGAUUUGUCUAAACCAGUGGUUCCCAACCGGCAAAACUUUUCCUCAUCUUGAUAAAAAAAAUAACACUCACUUAUAAACGUGACCUGUGGAAUGCACAUGGAAUUUUGAUUUGGGAGCACUCAUGCUGGUUAGAUAAUACAUUAAAUGGCACAUGGUUA